GCCGCGGCCGGCGGGGGGCGCUGCGGCGGCGGCGGGCUUGGCGGGGCGGCCAUGGCGGCGGCGCGGCGGGUGCAGCUCCGGGGGCUGCUGCUGCUGCUGCUGCUGCUCCUGCUCGGUGCGGCGGGGCCCGGAGCUCGGGCCGCACGGGGCCGCGGUGCCGACCGCCAGAACAGCCUCCGCCGCGCCGCCAGCGGCCUCUACCAGGGCGUCAGCGGCCUCUUCGGCGAGGACAACGUGCGGGCCCUGCAGAAGUUUUUCUCAAGGUUGACAGAGAGGUUUGUGAAUGGGGUGGAUGUAUUAAUGGACACAUUCUGGAGAAUAUGGACUGAUUUGUUAGAUGUUCUUGGAAUUGAUGCCUCCAACCUGACUCAUUAUUUCAGCCCAGCAGCGAUUGCCAACAACCCGACCCGCGCCCUCCUGCUGAUCGGUGCCAUUUUACUGGCCUAUUGGUUUUUAUCUCUCUUCCUUGGAUUCUUCUUCUAUCUCCUGCACAUGCUGUUUGGCCGCUUCUUCUGGAUCGCCAGGGUGGCCCUGUUCACCCUGUCCUGCGUGUACAUCCUGCAGAAGUACGAGGGUGACCCGGAGCACGCCGUGCUGCCGCUCUGCUUCGUCGUGGCCGUCUACUUCAUGACGGGCCCCGUGGGAUUUUACUGGAGAAGAAACAGCAACAGCAGCCUGGAGGAGAAGAUGGACCACCUGGAUAGUCAGAUCAGACUGCUGAACAUCCGCCUUUCCAGGGUGAUCGAGAACCUGGACAGGGGCAGUGAGCAAUGAGCCGGCCCCUCCUGACCACUGUACACCAGCUCCGGAAAAUUCCUAAGCACUGUCUCAUCCGAAGUUACAAAGCAACAAAACAUCACAUGGUAAAAAGUGUGCAAAGUUAUAACUUUUCAUCAUGUCUAAGACUAAUUUAUCUAGGUUAAACACUCAGCUGUUAGACUUCUAGGAGAAAGAAAAAAAACAUUUACAAAAUUCAGCUGUAUAUUCAGAGUUUUAUCCAGUUACUAGAAUUUUCUCAGUAGAUAAACGCUUACUUUUACAAGCAUUUAAAAACAUCUUUUGUAAAGUUUUUAUAAAAGCAAAUUGAGUAGUCUUUCAGAUAUUGAAAUUGAGUUAAACAUAUGCAAAUUUGACACUUUAACGGUUAAAAAGAAAAAAAAAAAAUCUCAAGCUACCAAGCACUUCCAUUGAGAAGUAACUGCUGUGGGUCCAUAUUUUUUCUUCAGGGUUGUGAAUGUUUUUUGUGUUUUUGUUGGCUUAUUUCGUUGCCUUGAAGUUGCCUUUCAUAGAGUAUCAGAUGAGGAAUUUUCUGGUAUCCAGGCCAAAAAAUUCAUACCAUAGCUUUUAACAGGAGGUGGGAAUGAGGGAGAAGGAAGAUCUGAAGUCCUGAAAUGCCAGUCCAGUGUGAGGAAGCGCACGUGUGGAGUUUUAUCAUUGCAUUUCAUCCCGAGAACUUUAAUUUGUUAGUGUCUGGAAGGAAAUCUGGUUUAAUAAAUUGGCACAGGAGGAAGAUGUAGCGUGACAAAUUGUAAUUCAUAUUAGACCUGCAUAGUGGAGCAUUUUCCAAGCUUAAUUGCGUAGACUAAAACAUGAUUUUUAAUCUCAGGACCCACGUACUUUCUCAGAAAAGGCAGCAGUUAAAACACGUGCAAAUGUAUUGUUGCUUAAAGCUUUCUCAGGACCAAUAAGCGGCAAUAAAUUAUCUUCAGGAAGAUCUGGAUUUUUUUCUAAAAUUAUAAUAGUUUUAUAGGAGCUUUUUGCUUGGAGUCUGUGUCCUCAUUAGGCUUUGGGAAAAGCGAGUCACCUUUCAGAGGAGGGUGUAGGAAACGGUUCUCUUUCAAAGCAGUGGAGCUUUGGAGCAAUUUUAUUUUGCAGGAUUUCUGUAUUUCUUAGAGCUAACGAGCUUGGUAGGGUAUCACUGGCUGUGCUGGCUUACUGAAACGCAGUGAAACAAAGGUAACCUCAGGGAAGGAAGUCUGGAAUGUGGUUUCACUUGGAAACAGCAGCAUCCAAGGACACAGAUGUGUGUGGAGGGAGGGGAGGCAUCUACCCCCUAGUGAUGAGCACAGUUCUGAUACCCCCAGGGGUAGGAUGGAGCACAGCUGAAGCACUCCAUAGGGUCCAAACCAACAACUACAUCAAAAAAGCGCAACAAAAAUUGGUCUGUGAUGGGGCCUGGCUACAAAGCAAAGGAAUGAGGAGGAGGAGGAGGUUCCCCAGGUGUGCCUGCCAGUGCCAGCUCCGGUGGGACAGGCUGGGGCAGCUGAGCACAGCUUGCUCUUCCACUGGGCGAAGCUUUUGUUGGAUGUGAUGCUUAACUGAAUGUAACUGUGGGGCGAAUUUAUUUUUCUCUUUUCUGCUGAAGUUUAAUGUUCUUCUUGAAAUGUGUGUGUUACUUGCCUAACCUCUUUGGGUCUGUGUGUGACAUUUCCAUGGAGGUUGUUUUUAAAUCCAUGUUAAUGGCCUUUACUCCUGGUGAUCACUUUGGUUCAACACGGUUGAAGUUCAUAUGCACUUGGCACAGUUGGAAUGCAUUUUAGUUUUUUAUGUCACCUGUAAAUCCCCCUGCACCCCAUUUAUUAACAAGUACAUGGUUUAGAGUUGUUAAAUAACUGGUUAUCACAACUUGAAAUCUUUCCGGUGAACAGAUAGGGACUAUGGCAACAAACAGUCGACUUUGUCAAGCUGAAAAUGUAAAUUACAGUAAAUUCCUUUUUCCAGCUCAUUUUCCACAGUAUUACAGAGUCUUCCCUGUAAACUCAGUCUCCCUGCUGUUGUGCAGAGAGGACUGGGCUAAAACACCAACCUGGAAAUUAGGAAUUGACUAGUAAAGCUUGUCAGGUCUUGAUGUGUUUUGUCAAAUUUGAGACCUGAGGACCAAAGUUUGCAAACCUUGCUCGUGUGAGCGGCUCCAUCGCCUUCUUAGGACAAUGUGCAUGGGUCAGUUUGCAUAGAUUGUAUUUUGUGUAAUCCAUAUUUAACACUGAAGUUAAAAAUACUGAGUCAUUUAUAUAUUAAGAGUUGUCUAUGAUAAAGAUUUCUUUAAAAGUAUUACAUAAAAGUUAAUUUGGAUUAUAGUUUCUCCCUGUCUCGCUCUAAUCAUUUAACUUAGUUUUGUAAAAUCAGCCCUCCUUAUAUUAUUACUCUUAAUUUCAAUCACCCUGCUGCUUGAAGAAUGGUAUUUUUAUAUUUACUUGCAUCCCAUGUAUAGCAAAAUGUUAUGUGAAAAGCAGUAUAUAUAAAAUUGGGUAUUUUUAAUCAGUAUUUUUCCCAGCACUCAGUUUUCACGUUAGUCAAAUUCAGAAGUAACGAUUUUUUUAAAGCACAAUCUAAUCUUCAAUAUAUAUAUAUAUAUAAAUAUAUAUAUAUAAAUAUAUACUUUAAAAAUGCUGUGUAUUUUUAAACAUGCACUGUAGUGAAAGCGCUUUUGGGGACAUGAAUGUGGUAUUGUAUUUAAUCUCUUUCAACUUUUGUAAAUACCUUUUACAAGUGUUUUCCAUACUGGGCCAUCUAGUUUAUCCAUGGAGGUUUUUGCUGUUUUUUAGAAACCCGUGCCAGUGGCUGCGCUGCUUUUGUAUCCCCCAGGGACGGGCAGGGCUCUGUGGCACCCCGGGGACAAAGGGGUGACACCUGGGGGUGGCACAGGACCACCCUCAGCAGGUGACACCGCCAUGGGACAGCCCUCAUCGCUCCUGCUUCUUGCUGUGACUUCACGGAGCAGGGGAGCAGCUCUGCCACCACUGGGACAGGUGACACUGGGACAGGUGACACGGGGACAGGUGACACAGGGACAGGUGACACAGGGACAGGUGACACAGAGACAGGUGACACAGGGACAGCUCCCUGGCUGCUCCCACAGGAUGGAUCCCACUCCAGACCUUCCUACAGCCACUGGAGAAACCAUCUCUGCGUGAGCAGCUGGCACAAGCCCCGAGGAUGGGCUUUGGCUGCCCGGGAUUGGGAACUCCCUGCUCUUGCCAAGCUUUUCACCUGCCUGCUUUGGGAGCCAGCCUCUGGAACAGUUUGUCCCGUUGUGGCAGAGCGGCUCCUCCGGACGCACACGCCUGUAGAUAACCGAUGUGUCCUGUGGAAUGUGGCGCUUUCCCAGUGGUUUUGGGUGUGUACAAACCUGGUGUAGCUCAGUGCUGUACUUUUGGCGCGUCCUUCACUUCGUGAUUUGCUUCUCAAGACUCGUUGCAUCGUCGGUGUGGAAAAUAGACCAGUAUCAACCUUAGCUCUUCGGUGGUGUGGAAGUGUUUAAGUGUGGUUUGCCUCACAUACUGAUCUGUAUUUGGCAGCUAAUGGCGUUAAGUGACCAUGAGUUCUCUUUGUCUGGGUUGGAAAAUAAAAGGUUUUAUUGUAUCCGCAUGUAUUUUAAACUUUUUGGAUAAUUCCAUCGACCUGUGAUGACAGCACAUGUAAAAAACGACCUUUUCCUUUUAUUCAGAAGUUAUAUUUGCUGUGGUAGCACUUGUUGUUGGCACUGAUGGUAGUGAUUUCACAUCCUGUUUUGUACAUCAGGUUUCAUGAUUACGGUGUUUAAGUUUGUACAAUUGUUUAUGUAAAAAUGAUUUGGUCUGAAGAGAUGCUGUGUAUUCACUUCUGAUCCUAGACGAGAUCCUACUGGUAAUACUGUUAAGUAGUUACAACUGUACCAGACUUAUUUUUUACAGAGCUUUACAUGCCUUUAUUUAUUCUUUUAUCGGACCAUCCAAACCAUGUACUCCGUAGUUCAGUAUUUGUAGACCAGUUUCACAAAUCAACUUAAGGUAUUGUGGCAAAGCUUCGAAUAAAUGUUUACUGAGACUUUGCA
This is a messenger RNA of Poecile atricapillus (Black-capped chickadee), 4813 nucleotides long. RefSeq names its product BRI3 binding protein (gene BRI3BP). The record is from RefSeq and is a predicted model, not a curated record. The transcript is spliced from 3 exons. Gene Ontology annotation, cellular component: mitochondrion. The coding region runs from base 52 to 774 and encodes 240 amino acids. NCBI's taxonomy places the organism in Eukaryota, Metazoa, Chordata, Aves, Passeriformes, Paridae.